This is a messenger RNA of Penicillium psychrosexuale, 195 nucleotides long. Its product is annotated as putative ABC transporter. The record is from RefSeq and is a predicted model, not a curated record. The coding region runs from base 1 to 195 and encodes 64 amino acids. The transcript is spliced from 2 exons. Lineage: Eukaryota; Fungi; Ascomycota; Eurotiomycetes; Eurotiales; Aspergillaceae.
AUGUGGAUAUUCCUCCUUGUGGCAGCUGGAUCCCUAGUGGUCCUCAUAACAUCGAUAUUCCCAACCUUUCCUUUUGAGUGUCGGAGGGUUUAUGGUCACGCAGAAGUUUCCGUUUUGGAAAUAUGUGUUUUACUGCAUCGAUUACCAGGUAUCCUGAUGCACUUCUUUCAGAAGCUUAUUUUGUUGUCAGGAUAA